AUGGCGAUGGCGACCUCGUCGGCGCCGCUGCUCCCGAAGCCCGCACUCCGAGCUGCGUCCUCUUCUUCUCUCCACGCCCCGAAUCCAAGGUCCAGGCGACAGCGAGCCACCCCCGAACAGCACGACCAACAUGUCGACAGCAAGUGGCGGAGGCAGCCGAGGGGCCCGCCCCGGCGCGACGAGGGAGCCAAGAGGCGCCUGCGCAGCCUCAUCCAGCGCGAGGAGAUCGACGACGCGCUCGCGCUCGUCGAUUCCAUGGCCUCCGGCGGCAGCGGGAAGUGCCUGCCCGUCGUCCCCUGCAACAUCCUCAUCAAGCGGCUGUGCUCGGUCGGCCGCGUCGCCGACGCGGAGCGCGUGUUCGCGGCGCUCGGCUCCUCCGCCACCGUCGUCACCUACAACACCAUGGUCAACGGGUACUGCCGCGCCGGCCGGAUCGAGGACGCGCACCGCCUCAUCAGCGGCAUGCCGUUCCCGCCGGACACGUUCACGUUCACGUUCAACCCGCUCAUCCGAGCGCUCUGCGUCCGCGGGCGCGUCCCUGACGCCCUGGCGGUGUUCGACGACAUGCUCCACCGGGGGUGCUCCCCUAGCGUCGUCACCUACAGCAUCCUCCUGGACGCCACCUGCAAGGCGAGCGGCUACAGGCAGGCCAUGGUGCUCCUGCUCCUUGAUGAGAUGCGCGCCAAGGGCUGCGAGCCUGCGAGCCGGACAUAG
Molecule: messenger RNA, 714 nt
Organism: Miscanthus lutarioriparius
Lineage: Eukaryota; Viridiplantae; Streptophyta; Magnoliopsida; Poales; Poaceae
Source: the annotation of a GenBank genome assembly